AUGUCUGGUCGUGAGUGGGUCGUUCGCCUUUGCUUGUGACGAGAUUGGUCAUGCCUAAAUCACUGGCAUGGGGUAUUGUGUGCGGGCGGCACCUGGCCUAGCAUGACUGGUGGCGAUCUUUACCGUGAACUUGCAUGCCUUCAGCACGGACACGGUAUGCUGACUUUACAUCUUUCACCACACUCCUCGUUCCCAAUCACUUUGUCAUUGUCACAGGCGGAAAGGUGAGGGUCAUCAUCAGGUGCAUUUCUCAUCACGAUUUCUUGCUGACUUGACGCUUUAUCGAUCGACAGGGCGGCAAGGGUCUGGGAAAGGGCGGCGCCAAGCGUCACCGCAAGAUUUUGCGUGACAACAUCCAGGGUAUCACCAAGCCCGCCAUUCGUCGUCUUGCACGUCGUGGAGGUGUCAAGCGUGAGUGACGGGACCCCCAUUGUUUCAUCCUUGCUACCAUUGACUCUCGGUGUGUUGACCCGGGUUUGCACGAUCUCGUCACAACAAACAGGUAUCUCCGGUCUCAUCUACGACGAGGUCCGUGGAUGCCUCAAGCUCUUCCUCGAGGGUGUCAUUCGUGACUCUGUCACUUACACUGAGCACGCCAAGCGCAAGACUGUUACUUCGCUCGACGUCGUCUACGCUGUAAGUCUCAAUCCAGAUGCGCGAUUCUGUCAUCGUCGUAUGUUCUUAUGCCCUCGCUCCUGCAUUACCUUCCUCGCAGCUCAAGCGCCAGGGUCGUGUUCUCUACGGUUUCGGCGCCUAA
Molecule: messenger RNA, 757 nt
Organism: Ceraceosorus bombacis
Lineage: Eukaryota; Fungi; Basidiomycota; Exobasidiomycetes; Ceraceosorales; Ceraceosoraceae
Source: the annotation of a GenBank genome assembly